AUGACAGAAAUUAAAGGAUUCUCUAGAAAAAAUAAACACAAAAUAAAAUAUUUCAACCUUCCUUCUGCUCAAAGACCAAUUCUACGCAACAAAGAGCAGCCAGCGCCAGUUCCUCCUUUGGGUGAUCAAAUUGAAGACGUAUUUGACAUAACAACUUCGCUAUCUAUAAAAUCAAACGAAUUUACACCUAGCGGUUCAUCUAGCAUAACCGGUGAACCACAUAUUCUCAACCAGUCUGAACUUAAUGAUCUUGUCCGUGAUUUGGAACUUUCGAAAUCUAAGGCACAACUUUUAGGUUCCAGAUUACAACAGUGGAACCUGUUAGAAAAAGGGACACGAAUUUCAUUUUUCAGGAAGAGGGAUUCUCAAUUCUUGCAGUUGUUUUCCAAAGAACAAGAUUUAGUUUAUUGCACUGACCCGCUAACACUUCUUCAAGAACUACACCUGCCAGAAGACCCAACGGCUUUGAGACUCUUCAUCGACUCGUCCAAACUGAGCCUGAAAGCAGUGUUGCUACACAAUGGAAAUAAAUAUCAGUCAGUUCCAUUAGCUCAUACAGUAAACAUGAAAGAAACCUAA
Parnassius apollo (apollo) is the source of this 579-nucleotide messenger RNA. The record is from the annotation of a GenBank genome assembly. Lineage: Eukaryota; Metazoa; Arthropoda; Insecta; Lepidoptera; Papilionidae.